AUGAUUGAUGCUGCCACGGUUGCAGUACAUUGGCACGACGAUAAUCAGCCCAUAUAUACUGCUGAUUUUCAACCGUCAUUAUCCACAGAAUCCCCGAGAUUAGCUACUGGUGGUGGGGACAACAAUGUGCGAAUUUGGAGAGUUACAACACCCAAGGACGUGUUAGAUGCUAGUUCGACAACUGUACAAUAUCUUUCAACGUUAAGAAAGCACUCUCAAGCGGUAAAUGUUGUACGAUUUGACCCUUCUGGUUUUCGUUUAGCCACUGCUAGUGAUGAUGGUUUGAUCAUUAUCUGGGUGCUAGCAGAUGAGAUCAUACAAGAUUUUGGCAACCCUGACGAUGAAUUGAAAGAAAGUUGGAGAGUUGAAAAGCUAUUUAAUACCAAUUCUGAGGUUUACGACCUCACAUGGUCACCAGACUCGAAGUAUAUUGCCACGGGCUCUAUGGACAAUUCUGUUCGUGUCUUUGAUGUCCAUUCUGGAUCGAAAGUAAUAGACCUUAUGAAUCAUAAUCACUAUGUUCAAGGGAUUUCAUGGGAUCCGAAGAACGAAUACUUAGCCACGCAGAGUGCCGACAGAUCCCUUCAUGUCUAUCGGUUGACAGCGGGUAAGACAGGCUCUGGGCCGAGUGGCAGUAAGCAUUGUUCUAGUAGUAACCAGCAAAUCAUUCCGACAUUAGUACAAAAUAUUGCAAAGUUAGAAUUGCCCAUCACUAACGGGCAGCUACUUCAGAGGUCGCCACAUGAUGAAUUGACCUCCACCAUGCCGCAUAGGAGAGACUCUCUUGUUUUACAUCCACUGAGCGAAUGCAAUGAACAACCUUAUACUCAAUUUGUCACACCUUCUUCUAAGGUGUCCAGUUGCCAACCAAAGAUCGCAAGCCUUUAUCAUUCUGAGUCUUUGCAAUCUUUUUUCAGACGGUUGGCAUUCUCACCGGACGGUAGUCUCUUGCUUACGCCCCUGGGCAUUCUAAAGAAAGGUGAGACAUCUGAAGAUGAUGAAGCCACUGAAUCUUUUCAGAACACAGUGUAUAUCUAUACACGUGCUGGUUUUGAUCAUCCUCCCAUAUGCUAUAUCACAGGCUUCACUAAGCCGACCGUCGCAGUGAAGUUUAGUCCAGCAUUGUACAAAUUGGAUUCGACUGUGCAGCAAUCGAUGUUUGCGCUACCGUAUAAAAUGAUAUUUGCCGUUGCUACACAAAAUUCAGUGCUCAUAUUCGACACACAACAGGGUAAACCUCUUAGUUUACUGAAGAAUUUGCACUAUUCAACCAUCACCGACCUCACCUGGUCUGGAGAUGGACGCAGUCUUAUAGUUACAUCGGCGGAAGGCUUUUGUUCCGUUAUACUCAUAACUGAGAGACUAGGGAUACCUAUAUCCCAGCAAGGUAAACAGAUUUUUACAGAAGAAGCAACACUGGAACCGUUGUCAUCGAUUGAUUCUGGGCAGUCCAAGAAGUCAAUCCCUGACCCGACCGAGCAGUCUUCUCUCGCAUUCGACGAACCCAAUGACUCCUCCGAGCAAUUCCCCGAGGUGCGUGCCCUUGAAAAGAAUCCUCUGAAGACGCAAGCUUCUUCCUUGACUAUCACAAUUUAUGGAGCCACCACUCAGAGAAAUUCGAUCGGACCCCAUCGCCCUGGAGUCCGUCACGCCCUUGGAUACAACAAGAGAAGCAAUGAAGAAAAGACGUAUUCAACCUACACAAGUAUCUUCUAA
Molecule: messenger RNA, 1716 nt
Organism: Candidozyma haemuli
Lineage: Eukaryota; Fungi; Ascomycota; Pichiomycetes; Serinales; Metschnikowiaceae
Gene: CAC2
Product: Cac2p
Exons: 2
Coding region: 1-1716 (571 amino acids)
Biological process (GO): DNA replication-dependent chromatin assembly; nucleosome assembly
Cellular component (GO): nucleus; CAF-1 complex
Molecular function (GO): protein binding
Source: RefSeq, a predicted model, not a curated record